Messenger RNA from Dermacentor andersoni, 922 nucleotides. The record is from RefSeq and is a predicted model, not a curated record. NCBI's taxonomy places the organism in Eukaryota, Metazoa, Arthropoda, Arachnida, Ixodida, Ixodidae.
UCAGCGACGGUGUCCGCACACGGCGACCCUCGGUUUCAACCUUCUCGUGGGUGGACGAAACGCGGCAUGCAUCCCGGGGUCUUCCCUUCUGGCGGCCGCCACGUGUCGGCGUUCCAUUUGCCCGGAGACGCUUGCUCGCGCGUCUAUAACGGAACAGCAGGCAGCGGAAAGCACCACCAAGGAGUCAACCCAAGAAAUUCUGGUCGCGGAUCUGCUGGUGCAAUCUCGGCGUGGCUUCUCACUCCAGCUUCAGCAACCAAGACGACGGUUCACAGGAGGCGGAACGAGCUCGCAGCCGGUACAGCGUGUCAUCCCGGGCGAUCUCCACACCAGCCCCGCGUUGUCGAAUCCUCCGCCCACCGUCUGACCAUCGCACGGGCACCGCGCAGUCCUAGCCCCUGUUCCAGCGGUGGGGCUUGGCGCAAGGGCGACGCGUCUCGCUUCGAGUGCACCCACCGCUUUUGCGUGGCUGGCUCCGUGCGUGGAUUCGAGAACCCCGCCGUCAUCGCCUUCGACGCGCUGCCCUGUCCCACGUCGAGCACCACGAGACCUUCAACAUACGUGCGGGCAGUUGCAGUUCCGCGAGGGCGAGCACUCCGCCGCCAUUCUGACUGUGGCGGAGCAGUUUUCGAAGAUACUUUUCAAGCAGUACAAGGACGUCCGGGCUGUUCGUUCGGAUGUUAUAGGCUUCCAUAAAAUCGGCUCUGCAAUCGCCGAGCUGGAAUCCUGGCUGCCCUCGGGCAAUUUUUCCGAUGACGCGCCUCCAGAGAAUUCGACGGAUGACGCAGCGUUCCGUUGAAGCGGACAUUUCUGAUUUCUUUUUUUCGUAGGGAUCUGCGGUAACUCGUACGGCGCUUUUACCUAAUUACGGCGAGACCUUCCAUUUUUUCUAUGUUGUAAAAAUAUAUUCUCACCUAUGCGA